UUCCCAAAUGAUCCAACGUUUUCACGCACGUGCUCUGCAUGGCGUGUGUUGUGUUUUAAAACCUAUCACCGGAAGGACCGAGCGAUCCCAUGUGGAAUGGUGAAAUGCAGUUUGCGACACCGCAAAAUGUGCGGUCGCAUUGUGUAUAUGCCUUCGUGUAGCUACGCUGUAGCCUGUCACACAGCAUCAAACGUUAUCGUGAGUGAUUUUGUGUUUCCUUUACAAGACUCUGUCCGUUGAAUACCUCCAGCAAUAAGCAACCGAAGACCAGAGGGACACGGAUCUUCAAAAAGCACGAAAGAAGUGCUUGGAACGUCUCGAAUAUGCCAUGGAAGUACCAUCAGAUGUAGAGCACAACUUCACCGAAUUCGACGGAGCGUAUUUUCAGACAUUCAACCUAUUUAAACCCAGAUUGAAAAAGCGUGAAAAAGAGAACCACAGAGCACGGAACUGUGGUGACGCUGAGCGCCCAGCAAAAAAGGGUACAAAGCACAAGAAACAACACCCAGGGACUCAAGGUGACAUCGGCGUAGAAUAUUCGAAAAGAAAGAACCCCAAAGAAUACCACGAAGCACAAGACGAUGAAAACGUCUCAGAAACAGAGAUCUCUGGGAAGAAGAAAAAAGGCCAGAAGAAAGAUUACACAGGUACCCCUGUAUUGGGGGAGCAAGAAGCCAGCGUGGAGCACCCCAAAGAAGCGACAGAUAAGUUUAAAAGUUCCGAAGGGAACAUUCACACACCAGUGCUCGAACACGAAGCAUGUCAGGCCGAACAUUCUAAGCCUCAUAAGAGAAAGAAGCAUGACGUAAACAGUGUGAAUGAACCGUCUGUGUGUGAACGUCUGGAAAGUGCACCGUGCUCGCAAGACGAUAUCGCAUUUCUUUUUUCUAGAGAAGGGACACAGCAUUCCGAGUCGCUUUUAAUGCCGAAGCACAGGAAGAAGAAAAAGCACUGUCACAGUGAAAAGGGUGACGUGCAGCAAAUCUCCCCCUUUGCUUUGGAAGAUGAGGCUUCCGAGGCGAAAAUCGGGAACGAUACUUGUGUCCCUGAAAGCACGCUGGGCUUCUCCGUCCCAAAUAUCCCCGACGAUGUCGAGGUUUCUUCGAGCCACGAAUGCAGUGCAAUCGGGCUGCGAAACGAACCACUGCAAAUAAAUUUUGAAAGCAUGCCAACGCCAAGUCCGGUACAAGAGGGCGCAUCCACAUCGGAAUCUACGCUUUACCAUCGUAGCAGCGAAAAGCUAGAAAGCAUUCUUGGUGACCGAAGCAUGUCACAGUUACAUUCCAGUUGUAGCCAUGCUUCUGGCAGUGAAAAAAGUGACGCGUCUGUCAUCCACGGAACCAAGCAUAAAAGGAAGAGGCGCGGACGUGGCGAGACAUUCGACGGUGGUUCUGCAGAUUUAGAAGACGUUCUUUCCUUCCGAGGCUGUACAUACGAGACAGAACAAAACGACAGCAGUAUUAGCGUCAGUGGAAAUAAUGCGGUUUACGGUUCAUCGCAGGGUUUUAUCGUGUCUUCUGGGGGCUUCGAUGUGGAUGUAUCGCCUUUUAAGCACCCGGACGAUCUUAAGCCAGGAGAGGUGAUAUUGCGCACCCAUAACAAGCUGCAGCAUCUCGAUUUGUCCUGCAAGGAAGUUUCUGUCGGGACGUUUUCGUCGGAACAUUCCUCGCCUUCGUCCGGUUGGAGUAGACACGUCGGCGGAAAAACGUGCGCUCGCAGAGACAAUUCGCUAAGCCUGGAUUUGAGUGAAAAGUUUGACGUUACCAGCAAACAAAGUAGCGUAGCUGCGUACCCGCGAGAACCUUCUGGCGCAGCGGAAUGUGUCGGGGAACAGCAAAGAGAGGAAAAGGAACCCGGAAAGGUGCCGCUCGGCUAUCGGAGUCCCUCAAUCCAAGGCACACGUUCGGGCGAAUCAGAGGACGUCGACUUGUUUGCAGAUAUUUUGUCACCGCCAAUUCUUUCUCCUCGUAAGCCAAAGAAAAAGAAGUACAGAGUGUGUGAUGGCGUUGGGCCUGCAGUAGAGCUUAACCCACACGAAGAUGGUUUGGCUGGGAAGCAAUGUUCAUAUGCAGAGGACAAUGAAGGAGAUCUUGACGCAGAAAAGCGGGAUGGCAACUGGCCCACGACUGAGUUUAGCCUGCAAAAAGAUUCCUUGACUCGUCGUCGUCCCAAGAAGAAAAGUAAAAAGCACAAAAAACGGUCGAGCUUGAACGAGGAAUGUCCUAUCUUACAAGAGGAUAAAGGAGAACAAUGUUUGUAUGCUGAGGACAACGAAGGAGGUCUUGAGGCAGAGAAGUGUGAUGGCAACUGGCCCACAGCUGAGUUUAGCCUGCAAAAAGAUCCCUUGACUCGUCAUCAUCCCAAGAAGAAAAGUAAAAAGCACAAAAAACGGUUGAGCUUGGACAAAGAAUGUCCUAUCUUACAAGAGGAUAAAGGAGAACGAUGUUUGCAUGCUGAGGACAACGAUGGAGGUCUUGAGGCAGAAAAGUGUGAUGGCAGCUGGCCCACGAUUGAGUUUAGCCUACAAAAAGACCCCUUGACUCAUCAGUGUCCAAAGAAAAAAAGGAAAAAGCACAAAAAACGGACUAGCUCUAACGAGGAAUAUCCUAUUUUACAAGAGGAUAAAGGAGAACAAUGUUUGUAUGCUGAGGACAACCAAGGAGGUCUUGAGACAGAAAAGUGUGACGGCAACUGGCCCACAGCUGAGUUUAGCCUGCAAAAAGAUUCCUUGACUCGUCAGCGACCCAAGAAGAAAAGUAAAAAGCACAAAAAACAGUCUAGCUUGAAUGAGAAAUGCCCUAUUUUACAAGAAGAUAAAGGAAAACAAUGUUCUUAUUCAGAGGACAACAAAGGAGGUCUUGAGACAGAAAAGUGUGAUGGCGACUGGCCCACAAUUGAGUUUAGCUCGCAAAAACAUUCCUUGACUCAUCAGCGUCCCAAGAAGAAAAGUAAAAAGCACAAAAAGAAGUCUAGCUUUAAUGAGGAAUGUCCUGUUUUACAAGAGGAUAAAGAAAAGCAAUGUUCGUAUGCAGAGGUCAACGAAAGAGGUCGUGAUGCAGAAAAGUGUGAUGGCAACUUGCCCACGACUGAGUUUAGCCUCCAGAAAGAUUCCUUGGCUCGUCAGCAUCCCAAGAAAAAAAGCAAGAAGCACAAAAAACAGUCUAGCAUGAAUAAGGAAUGUUCUAUUCUACAAGAGGAUAAAGGAAAACAAGGUUCAUAUGCAGAGCAAAAUAAAGGAGGUCUUGACACAGAAAAGCAUUAUGGUAACUUGCCCACAGUUGAGUUUAUUCUGCAAAAGGAUUCCUUGACUCCUCAGCAUUUCAAGAAAAAAAGUAAAAAGCACAAAAAACGGUCUACCUUGAACACGGAACAUUCUGUUUUACAAGAGGAAAACGGAAAACAAUGUUCAUAUGCAGGAGACAACGAAGGAGGUCUUGACGCAGAAAAGUGUGAUGGCAACCAGCCAACAAUUGAGUUUAGCCUGCUAAAGGAUUCUUCAAUUCAUCAACAUCCUAAGAAAAAAAGUAAAAAGCACAAAAAGCAGUCUAGCUUUACCGAGGGAAGCCCUAUAGUACAAGAGGAUAAACAAGAAGAUUGCUCAUAUGCAGAGGAAAAUGAAGGAGGUCUUGACGCAGAAGCACACUCGGGGAUUCACGAAGAUAGCGUCCAAGACCCAGAACUGGUCAUGCAGGUACUGUCUCAGUACUUUGGCAAAAAUUUGGACGGUAGCGAUGUUCCAAAUGAAUGUCCCAAGGAACAUAAAAGGAAGUCACAAAAGAAGCACCGUAAAGACUCCGCGAGGAAUAAAACACCCACUCUGCAGCCCCCACUGCAACCCCAGAGCCAGCAACGCACCAUUGCCAAGAGCGACAACGGCACAGUCUCUAGUCAGCGUCGCAAGAAAAGCCAAGAAAAGCCUCUCGGAAGUCACCAGAAGGACGAUAGAGGGGAGAAGUUGUCUGCCGACCAUACAGCACAAAAUGCGUUGUGUUCCGACUUGUCGACUCAUGACAGCAGUGCUCCGAGUCCCUGUCAGGCGCAAAGCCCGAAAAACUCUGCGGAACCCCACCAAGCUGCCAGUAGAAAGACGGCGCUGCCGACUGAACGUUCAGCACAAGCUGCAGAGCUCUUGAUGAAUGAUUCCGAUGCAGCGCUCUUUUCUGAGGAUGACAGUUCGAAGGAAGAAGUAUCUUGGCCGUUGCUCAACUCAGAGAAAGGUUCACUCAAAGAUAGCAGCAGCCAUGAUGCUGACCUGUCGCAUGUCCACGAUGAGCGACCAGGAUCCCCUGUGGACCACAGUUUUAUGGAGUAUGCAGUGCGUGGUGAAUUUCCGGAAAUCCAUAAGUCCUCCGUGGAACCUGCACCUGCCACAAUUGAGGCAUAUGAGGAACAGACAGGGAUGACCCUGAGGAAGCACCAUUUCUCUGCAGAGGAGGAUGCGAUCCUUAAAAGAAAUUUCAAGAACCUCGCCAAGUUCUUCAACCUUCAACAUCCACAUCUCAUCUUGGGUCAUAGAGGGUCCCAGAGCUCUACAGAAGCACAGAACGCAAAGAAAUUUGCACAGCAGCAAAAGGUUCUACAACUUCUAGGAAAGGACCUGCCACGACGUUCCCUGCGGAUGAUAUACAGACGUGCGAGAGCUCUGUUUCACCCGCUGAGGAUGGACACACGUAUAACUUUCAACAAGGAAGAAUCUGACCAAGUGAUGGCACUGUACGCGCGACUAGGGCCUAAGUGGCACGAAAUCGAGAAGGUGAUGGAGAAGCCGGCAGACUCCAUCCGUGUACACUUCCUUCAGCUCGAGGAAAAGAAAUAUGAUGUAGAGAAAGGACGAUGGGAAAUUGAAGAAGAAAUACGUCUGCAGAAAGCGAUGCGGAAGUUCGGCCACACUGAGCACAAUGGCCGUCUGCCCAGUGGCGUCACCUGGGAAAAAAUCGCCAAGGAAGUUGGAACACGAGGGCCGAUACAGUGCUAUAAGCGUUGGGUAUAUGCCUUCCGCCGUACAGAGAGAACUAAAGGACAUAUCAAACUCUGGAACAUAUAUGACACCAUGCAUCUCAUAAAUGAAAUGUACCACAUAGAAAAUAUGCCAUGCAACGACUACGACUGGAAACUGAUUAAUCGGCGUUUUCCUGCUGCGAAGAAGGCUACCACCCUGUGCGACAGGUGGAAGAGGCUCAUCAGCACUAAAGUUCCAAAUUCCAAGAAGAUGAGCAUGAAAGAGGGUGCAGCUUACCUGUACAGGUAUUACCUGCCAGCACUGCUGUCUAGACGCAACAUAUCAAUAGAACGUGCUGUCGAGCUGUCCAUGUGUCCUCGGCUCAAGGGAUGAUAUCGGGCUUGCUGGGCAUGCCCUACGGAUGGACAUCCCUCACCGCAUUGCCAGAAUGAAGAUCGUCCAAUGGCAACACGGCUCUGCAACCCCGAGCAGCUUCAGAGAGGCUUGCCGAAAGUCACCACGGGAAGCAACUUUGCAUGUUGCCAAUCUUCCUGUGUUCCAGAGCUCAGACCGUCACUUCCGAUCUGAGUGAGGCUGCAGGAAUGCAGUGCAAGUGUUGUUCAUAUGGUUUUCUAAUAGCUGUCAAGAGCAAAUUGAUUGCAGCCGAAUGAGAGUGUUCGUGUAAGUAAUUCAAGAGCUCACACCGCGCGACAGCUGGCAUUUUCGCAGUUUAUUUGCUCGGUCUGUUGCCAUACACUGAGCACCACAUGGACUUUUCUCUGUCUUCAAGACAGUCUGAUUGCAUGCAAGCACGACCUCACUUAAAAUCACAGUAAUUAAUUUGCAUUUGCACUCAUGUUCAGUUUAUGUCACUCUGUACAGUAAAUCAUAUUUUGUGGACUGUGAUUCACUAGCAUGCAUCUAUCUCACUUGUGAGAUGCUUGUAAUUUGUAUAUAUAAAUGCAUGAACGGA
Messenger RNA from Ornithodoros turicata, 5912 nucleotides. RefSeq lists its product as uncharacterized. The coding region runs from base 329 to 5332 and encodes 1667 amino acids. The record is from RefSeq and is a predicted model, not a curated record. NCBI's taxonomy places the organism in Eukaryota, Metazoa, Arthropoda, Arachnida, Ixodida, Argasidae. The transcript is spliced from 12 exons.